AUGGCGGCGGGGAGCAGCCGUGGGGACCCCUUGGCCUUGGGGCCGACACCUUCCCCGGCAGAGGGUCGCUGGGAGGACCGUGAGCUGAGGGCGCAGCUUCCCAGACAAGUGGAACUUAAAAUCUGGUUCUUGCUUUCAUACUCCCCCUCGUGGACUAAGCUGUCAAAAAUAAUUUCAAGGAAAAAGAUUCCUAAACUUUGCUCUGUUCCUUUACAGAUCCAAUUUAAAAUUCUGAGAGGACACAGUGAUACUGUGAGCUCCUGCCAUUUUUGCUUUGAAGACACAAAAAUACUUUCAUGCUCUUAUGAUAGAACAGUGAAGCUCUGGGAUGUUGAGAAAGGUUUUCCUAUUCAAGUGUUUGAAGAAGAACACACUGCCCCAAUUUCUGAGUGCAACUUGACUCCUGAUGACAGAAGGGGACACAGCAAUGCUAUCUCAGAUUGCUGCUUUACCUCUGAUGGUCAUUACUUGUGCACAGCAUCCUGGGACAAAAGCUUAAAAAUAUGGGAUAUAAAGACAGAAGAAUUUCGGUGUCAUGAACCUGUUUCCCUGAACGAAGGACAUGAGGGUUCUGUUAGUUCCUGCCUUUUUAGCCAAGAUGCAUCCCUUGUUGUGUCUGGUGGAUAUGACAACACUAUAGCUAUAUGGGAUACAGAUGCAGGCUAUAAAAAGCUAAGCUUAAAGGGUCAUUUGGACUGGGUGACAGAUGUUGCGAUUAGCAAAAACAAGAAAUGGAUUCUUUCAGCCUCAAAGGAUUCUACUUUGAGAUUGUGGAAUAUUGAAAAGAUGGAUCAUAUUCCUUCAGUGAUAGAAAUCAGAAAAGCAAGAGGCUCAAAAAUUGCUCAGUGUGAAGAAUGUGAAAAAACUUUCUUAUGCCUGCAACGUAGUGACUCUGAAACGAUAUCCAAGUGUGUAUUCUGUCGUCUGUCUUCUCCAGUGAGAAAAAUUUUGCCAUUGCCACCUUCUGUUUCUCCUGAUGUUUAAAUUAAUCUAGCAGUCUUGGGAUGUUAACACAUUUAAGUAUAAACGGAGUAUCUGUACAUCUUUAUGUAAUACACGUAUAAAGCUAAGACUUUCCUCUAACCUUGCUCUACUGUAGUAUUCUGUAUGAAGAAUAAUAAAAUACAUUGUACUAAUCCAUUAAAUAGCUGUGAUAUAUCAAGUAAAGAAUAAAAUCCCCAGGAACAGAAAUCUUACUUAGGCUGCAUGGUACUAGAGAAUAAAAUUACUUACUUGUCCUUUGGGAAAUUUUAAACAAUUUUAAAUGAAUACACUAGUUCUGAGUUCAAUUUACUAAAGAAAAUAUGUGGAUAUGUAAAUUAUUGACAGGUUUCCUUCCGUUCUUUAGAUAAACCAUUCUUCUUUACUAUGGCAAACAAAGAAUCUUUGCUAUCAGUG
This is a messenger RNA of Haliaeetus leucocephalus (bald eagle), 1398 nucleotides long. RefSeq names its product WD repeat domain 88 (gene WDR88). NCBI's taxonomy places the organism in Eukaryota, Metazoa, Chordata, Aves, Accipitriformes, Accipitridae. The transcript is spliced from 8 exons. Gene Ontology annotation, molecular function: protein binding. The record is from RefSeq and is a predicted model, not a curated record. Bases 1 to 984 code for a protein of 327 amino acids.